Messenger RNA from Colletotrichum truncatum, 3159 nucleotides. RefSeq names its product Switch 2. Gene Ontology annotation, molecular function: ATP-dependent chromatin remodeler activity; ATP binding. The record is from RefSeq and is a predicted model, not a curated record. NCBI's taxonomy places the organism in Eukaryota, Fungi, Ascomycota, Sordariomycetes, Glomerellales, Glomerellaceae.
AUGGGGUCGCACGACAAGGCGAGCGCGAUAGUAAUAUCCGACGGUGAUACCGCAUCAGACGUGAGCGAGACAAAACACCUCAGUCGUAAAGCUCUCGGAAAAAGAAAGGUCGAAAUCGACUUCGAGGAGAAAGAGGUAUGGGACGCUGACUCGGACGAAGAGCUUCCCAAGCACAAGAAACAAAAGGGUCGACGGGCCUCCAGCGGGAAAGGAAAGGGAAAGGGAAAGGCGAAGACCAAGGCCAAAGGGACGUCGACCAAGAAAAGUGCUGCUGCGAGCUAUGAUCUUGACGCCACGGACGAAGAUGAUUACGAUGUGGCGAAGGCUCCCGACUACUUGAAAGACCGCAGGAGGGAGUUCGACUCCAACCGGGAAAGGCUCAAGGAGGCUGGGCUUCUUCUUCCCCCGGAAUACUCUGACAUAAACUUCUCCGACGAUGAGCGAGUGCGGACGUUAGAGAAACGACCGAAAUUCGAGGAGAGCGCCAAGAUCCAGCCGUGUCGACCGUACAAGGAGGUCGAGUUGGAGUAUUCCGCGGGUAUCGUACCGGCGUCUAUUGCGCAGUAUCUGCGAGACUACCAGAUUGUCGGCGUCAAGUUCCUACACCGACUGUUCGUGUACCAGAGAGGCGGUAUACUGGGAGAUGAUAUGGGCCUAGGCAAAACUGUUCAAGUCGUUACAUUUCUCACGGCUGCCUUUGGAAAGACUGGCGAUGAGCGCGACCGCAAGCGACUUCGGAAGGUGCGGGAAUACCCCGGCCGCUGGUAUCCAAGGGUAUUGAUCAUUUGCCCAGGAUCUAUCAUACAGAACUGGAAGAACGAGCUGAACCGCUGGGGGUGGUGGAAAGUCGAUGUCUUCCAUGGCCCAGGCAAAGAAGAUGUGCUCUCCACAGCCAAGGCGGGUCGGAUAGAAAUCAUGAUUACGACCUACAUGACUUACAAGAACCACAUGAGCUUGGUCAACACGGUUAAAUGGGAUGCGGUUGUCGCCGAUGAAUGUCACCAGAUGAAAGAGAGGAGCUCAGAGAUCACAAAGGCCAUGAACGACGUCAAUGCCUUGUGUCGGAUUGGCUUAACAGGAACCGCAAUCCAGAACAAGUACGAGGAGCUGUGGACCCUUCUGAACUGGACGAACCCGGGCCACUUCGGAACGCUUUCUGAGUGGAAUAAUACCAUCACCAAGCCCUUGACCAGAGGCCAAUCGCAUGAUGCGACGCUGUAUCAACUGAGGGAUGCUCGAGUCACCGCGAGAAAACUCGUCAACAACUUGCUUCCAGGAUUCUUCCUGCGCAGGAUGAAGACUCUCAUUGCCCACCAAAUGCCGAAAAAGAGUGAUCGUGUCGUCUUCUGCCCCCUCACCGACGCUCAGAGGGAAGCAUACAAGAACUUCAUCAAUAGACCUGAUGUAGAGCUUCUUCGUACGCUUUCAGAUCCCUGCGAGUGUGGAUCAGGUGUUGGCCAAGGCUGGUGUUGUAAGAAGACGCUCGAUGAUGGGACGUCGUGGCAGUCAAUCAUCUUUCCCUGUGUCACCACCCUUCAAAAGCUGUCAAACCACCUCACCUUGCUGAUACCAUCAGGAAAUGACCUAGAAGACAAGCAGAAGAGAGAGAUGCGGACACUGCAGACUUGUUGCCCAGAUACGUGGCAGUACUUGUACGAGAACCGAGAUGCAAUCGUGAACCUGGCAAACCCCGAGUUCUGUGGCAAGUGGAAAGUCUUGAAGAAGCUGCUAAAGUUCUGGCACGAUAACGGCGACAAAGUGCUAGUCUUUUCGCACAGCGUUCGGCUGCUCCGUACUUUGCAGCAUUUGUUCCACAACACGAGCUACAGCGUGACGUACCUGGAUGGUGGGCUGAGCUAUGAGGACCGGCAAAAGGCCGUGGAUGAUUUCAACUCUGAUCCGACGCAGUUUGUCUUUCUGAUUUCAACGAAAGCUGGCGGCGUCGGACUGAACAUCACAGCGGCUAACAAGGUUGUCAUUGUCGACCCGCAUUGGAACCCAUCCUACGACCUCCAAGCCCAAGACCGAGCAUACAGAAUUGGACAGGUCCGCGACGUUGACGUCUUCCGCCUCAUCUCCUCCGGCACCAUCGAGGAGAUCGUAUAUGCAAGACAGAUCUACAAGCAGCAACAGGCAAAUAUCGGCUAUACGGCAUCUUCUGAACGACGGUAUUUCAAAGGUGUCCAACAAGACGUCGAUCGAAAAGGAGAAAUCUUUGGUUUGGAAAACCUGUUUGCGUACCGUGAGAAUCAACUCGUGAUUCGCGACAUCGUGAACAAAACCAACAUUGCCGAAGCCAAAGCUGGUAGCGGGAUCCAAUUGACCAGCGUCGACAUGGAAAAGCUGGUCAAGGAUGAGGAAGAACUCGGUGACGCUCUGAAGCAAGAGCCUGCGGACACAGAAGACGGCGGCAUGAGCCAGCUGGCAGCUGUCCUCACGGCAAAGAACCAAAAGGCGUACCUCGACUCCGUCAAAUCCAAUCAGCCCAAGAGCGACGCGGUCCAGGCCAUUCUGUCAUCGGCAGGCGUCGAGUACACGCAUGAAAACUCGGAGGUCAUUGGCACCUCCAAAAUUGAGGAACAUCUCUCCCGCAAGGCGGAAAUGGCGGCCAGCUCGGACGUCGACCUUGAAGGCGACAGCGCUCUUUUCGCGGAUAGCCAGGUAUUUGACGCGCAGGCGCAGAAGAUCAAGGGAUUUUCAUACGUGUAUAAUCCUCCCGAGGACGUCAUGCGCAGACAGUUCUGCUCCAUGGCGCGCGAGUUCGGGUUCGCGAGCGCCACCGAGUUUGCUUUAGUCGUCGGCAGCUGGACGCAGGCGCAGAGGAGAAACUGCCUCGAGGCCUUUUACAAGAUUCGUGAGGGGAAGUUGCUGGCAGAGGAGACCGUCAAAGCAGAGACGCAGGCGGAGGAUGCGGUGAAGGAGGAGCUGAAGUUGGAGGAGGGAGUCAAGAAGGAAGCUGUGAAGGCGGAGUGCAAGCUUGAAGAUGUCGCUCUUGAUGACGACGCGGAGACUGUGGACGAGGAUGGCGAUGUCAAGGAUGAAGUCAAGAAGGAAGAGGAAGUUAAGCGAGAGGAGCCUGCCAAAGACGAGGCAAACGUCACUCCUCCCAGGACGUCCAUUUUCAUUUAUGACACGGACGACGAUGGUGACGAAUUGUAA